UCAACUUGUUUUUCAGAUGGCCUGGAUAGGACUGUACCAAGAUGUGAACAGCUGGAGAUGGGCGAUGUCAGACCCAAAUUUCUAUGAAAAUGGCAAUGCUAACUUCAGAAACUGGAAAGAUUCCGAGCCAAACAAUUACAAUGGCCUUGAAUCCUGUACAAUGUUGAGCAUGCCUGACAAUGGUAAAUGGAACGAUAUGCCCUGUGAUAGCUUGGCAGAACCAAUCUGCUCUGAUGUGACAGGACUCAAUGUGACGUUUGUUUACAUCAACAAUUCUAUGAAGUGGUUUGAUGCCCUGAGCUUCUGCAGAGAGUAUCACACAGACCUGGCCAGUGUGCGAAACAUGGAAGAGAACCAGAAGAUCAUGGAGCUGACACCUGCAGGAAAAAAGCCCUGGAUUGGUCUUUUUAGAGACACUUGGAAAUGGACUGAUGGAAGUAACUCCUCAUUCAGGAACUGGAAGGUUGGUGAACCUAAUAAUUACCAAAACCAAAACGAGAACUGUGCAGUAGCAGAUUUUGAAAGCUCUGGACAGUGGGAUGACAGGAACUGUGAUGAAAAGAGAGCAUUCAUUUGCUACGCUGUCCCAAAGAAAAGGUACCUGCUAAAGCUGAAGAUAGAGGAAAACUCAUCUCUUAAUCUAGAAGAUCCUGUUGUGCUGGAGGAACUUCUGAAGCAGCUCAAGCAGAAGCUGAAGGAUCAAGGAGUGACUGGAGACCCUAAACUGAGAUGGAAGAAACAGUCAAAUGGAAAGAUCUUCCACUAAGAAAAGAAGCAGAACGAAGAACACAGAGACCAUUUCCAAAUUAAAAACAAACAUUGAAAAAAUUAUACUUAUUUUUAAUGUCAAUCUAUUAUUUUACCAGAAUGUCCAAGUGAACUCACAUUGCUCUUCUUGGUCUUGCCCCAGUUUACUUAACAGAGCUUUGAAGUGUUCAUUCUAGAGUUAAAGGUCUGCCACCAGUGUCUGCUUCAUUCAGCCAGGUCACAUUAGAAACACGAAGGUAAUCAAGCUUUUUCUAUUGCUGGCCUUCAUUUAUGGAAGAAUAUUCCUGCAGAACUGUGCGUGACAUUAGAUCCUAAAUGUCAACUAAAAACACCCUUUUACAAUGGCUUUAAUACUCACAAGCUGGUGGCGUCUUAUUUUAUUUUACUCAACUGAAUUCUUAUCUGUCUUGCAUGUAUUUUAUUGGUAUUUGUGAUUUUAUGCUGUUUUUUAUUUUUGUUUCCUGAUCUACUCAUUUAAAUUUUGUUGUAUUUAUUUUUCUCUUGAGGUUUAAGAUAUUCAUUCAUUUAUUGUUGUCAACUUGACCUCUUCUGCUUUUCCUCUAUUAAAUAAAACAAAUGAUCAGUACCAA
Messenger RNA from Oryzias latipes (Japanese medaka), 1358 nucleotides. RefSeq names its product macrophage mannose receptor 1-like. NCBI's taxonomy places the organism in Eukaryota, Metazoa, Chordata, Actinopteri, Beloniformes, Adrianichthyidae. The record is from RefSeq and is a predicted model, not a curated record.